Molecule: messenger RNA, 870 nt
Organism: Verruconis gallopava
Lineage: Eukaryota; Fungi; Ascomycota; Dothideomycetes; Venturiales; Sympoventuriaceae
Exons: 2
Coding region: 1-759 (252 amino acids)
Biological process (GO): double-strand break repair via homologous recombination
Cellular component (GO): cytoplasm; chromosome
Molecular function (GO): four-way junction helicase activity; 3'-5' DNA helicase activity
Source: RefSeq, a predicted model, not a curated record
AUGGUCGCAACCAACGCAUUAGGAAUGGGUGUUGACAUACCAGACAUUGAAUGGAUCAUUCAUGCGGAUGAGCCGCGCGACAUGUUGGAUUAUGCGCAGGAAAGCGGUAGAGCCGGGCGGGACGGGAGGGCAAGUCACGCGAUUUUGGUGACAGGAUAUGAUGAUGAGGUCGAUUCAUUAGUACAAGCGUAUAUCAGUGGUGAGGGCAGUUGCAGGCGGAAGAUACCAAGUUCGUAUUUGGACGGCGAGGCGGACCAUGGUCGAUGCAGAUUCGACGAGGAAUCAUGUGAUUUAUGCCGACCACAUGAGAUUUCGUUCGAGUACGCCGGAAGCCAGGAUAGACAAGUAGUUGAGGCCCAGCGUAGGCGAGCAGGAUCCGACAAAGGAGAUAUGGCAGAACGGUUGGAGGAGCAAUUCAGUACGCAGCAGAGGCAAGCGGCAGCAGUGCGAAUGAGGCGAACCAAGGAGCGAGUGGUCGAAGCAGGUGUAGAGGAGAGAUUGGAGAGGCAGUUAUGGAAGUGGAAAGGAAAGUGCAUUCAUGUAGCAAAUGUGGAGUACCACAAAGCAUGUGCAAUCGAUACAGGGAGAAUGGGAAGGGUAGAUAUGAAAGGGUCAACGGACAGUGUCAAUGGUAUGGCAUCAUGGCAUCAUGGCAUCAAUGGUGUUUGGAUUGCGUCACGCAUACAGGGCAUUGUGGACAACAUGGAUGGAGCGGUUGGCACAGGAUGGCGUAGACAGGGAGUCAGAGAAGGCCGUUAAAGAAUAUUUGGGACAGCGAAAAGACAAAUGUCAGUUGCAGGGAAGUAAUUUGGCGUUUGAGUAUUUAUGGAUCACAGAGCAGAUUGCGAUGUUGGGAGGAUAGGAAGAAAG